This is a messenger RNA of Psylliodes chrysocephalus, 798 nucleotides long. Lineage: Eukaryota; Metazoa; Arthropoda; Insecta; Coleoptera; Chrysomelidae. The record is from the annotation of a GenBank genome assembly.
AUGAUUUCAAUUAACGAAUUUUUUAUUAAACAGGUUGCUCAGCCAAGAAAUGAUUACAAGGAACUUCUCGACUUAUCAUUGAUUUUUCUUGAUGGUCUCCCAGAAGGUACAGCAAGUUUUAAAUGCCCAGGAUUAAUGCAUCAUACACGAUGGAUGGCUAAAGCGAUUUACAGCUUAAAAAUCUUCAUGUUCAGAGAUCAAUUUUCAUUUUCUAAACGAGAAAUUGAUAGCUUGCGUCAAAUAUGUACUUUUAUUAUUUUAAUUUACUUCAAAGUAUGGUUUACUUGUUCUGUGGCAAUCCAAGCGCCGAAUAAUGAUCUGCAAUUGUUGAAGAAGUUACUUUCUUGCCCAGAAAUUCAAUUGCCAAUGCUACAAAAAGCUUUAAAAAAUUUAAGUGCUCAUCUAUGGUACUUGGAUGAAGAACUAGCAGCACUCGCAUUAUUUGAUAACAAUGUCUCAGAUGAAAUGAAAAGAAAAAUGUGUAGAGCGAUCAGUCAAAAUGAGCAGAGUAACAUUAUCAGAGAGAAACGAUACGUCGCUAGAAAACUUGAUUUAAUGUCAUUUUCAAACAAAGAUUUGAGUGAAUUUUUUUUGAAAAAUUCACUCAAACUUUUCGAAACGUUUGAUUUACCAUGUGAUUUUCUAGAAGUAGAUGUAUCGCUGUGGCCUAACAAUGAAAGUUAUAAAGAUAAUUUGGAUUUUUUUAAACAACUUUCUGUGGUUAAUGAUGUAGCAGAACGUGGUAUCGCUUUGAUUGAAGAUUACAACAACUGUUUAACCAAGAACGAAGAACAAUAA